AUGAUGCGCAAGGAAGCGAGCGGGGCGACCGGCGGGACCGAGGUCGCGCUGGACGCCGCCGACUGCCUCACGCUGCAGCAGAUCCUCCGGGCUUUCAACUCUAACAUCAGCGAGGAGCAUGCUUGGGCGCUGUUCUACCAGGUCUCGCGCUGCUACCAGAAAUGCUUAGACGAGGGAAACGCUUACUAUUUACCCACGGAACUGGCCCACGUCUUGUUGCACAAGGACGGCACGGUGCACCCUAGCACGCUGCUGCAUACAGGAGAUGACAGCAGCAGAGAAAAAGUUAAGACAGAACAUGAGCUUGUAGUAAAUUUGGCCAUCGUGGUAUACCAUGCGCUGGAUUACACGCACGGAGAGGAUGAGGAGCGCCUCAUAUCUCCCGAUCUCGAAGGACUCAUCACGGAGAUGACUGCCGGCAAUAUAACUGAGGAUGAUGAGGAAAUCGGGGCUUUAUCAGAAGGUUCAGAAACGUCUGAAGGAGGUCGCGCGGAUACAGACGAUGAGGGUAUUGAAAGGGACGCUGAACCACCACCAAGACGACGCCGACCUGUGAGGCGGUUUAUGUUGAAGGACGUUAUAGAGGCGCGCUUCUGGAUGCAAGUGAUUGGGGAACUUCGGAUGGGAGUGAAGCUCAAGAAAGUUAACUAUUCAAGAACACCGAUAGAAUAUGAAUUGACUCCAUAUGAAAUACUCAUGGACGACAUUAGAUCUAGGCGGUAUACAUUAAGGAAAGUCGAUGGGGCGAUACCGCAAAGUGUCAAGAAGGACGCGCACGCGAUGAUACUCGAAUUCAUUAGAAGUAGGCCGCCACUCAAAAAGGCCUCAGAACGCAAGUUACCACCACCGCGACGAGAGGUGACGCCGCGAGAACAGCUGCUGGCGUCCAUACAAGUUGGCAGGCAACUAAGGCCUACUCCUUACUCACGGCGGUUAUGUAAGUACAAUUAUAAA
Messenger RNA from Brenthis ino (lesser marbled fritillary), 954 nucleotides. The record is from the annotation of a GenBank genome assembly. NCBI's taxonomy places the organism in Eukaryota, Metazoa, Arthropoda, Insecta, Lepidoptera, Nymphalidae.